AUGAAAACUUUUAAAAUUAUAUCUAAUAUUUAUAAAAAAAAUUAUAUUUCUUAUUUUUGAAUUUGAGAUAAUAAAAUUAAAAUAAAUAGGUUAAUAUUAAUAUUCUAUAAUAUUAAAUUUAUAUUAUUAUAUAAUAAUAUAUAUUUUUUUCCUUUUUUAAAUUUUAAAUUUUUAUUAAUUAGUUUGUUUUCUCAAUCAAAUAUUAUAAAAAAAUUAUUUAAUUUAGCGGAAAAAAAUUUAAAUAUUGAUUUUUUUUUAAAAUUGCAUUUAAUUGGAGUAGGAUAUAAAAUAUUUUAUUUAAAAAAUAUUUUAAUUUUAAUGCUUAAUUAUAGCCAUAUUAUUAAACUUAAGUUUUUAAAUUUUACUGAUUUAAAUAUACAGAUUGAAGCUGCUAAUAGUAUUAUUUUAAAAAGUAUAAAUAAAAGUAUAUUAGGAAUUUUUAGUUCUAUUAUUAAAUUAUUUAGAAUGAAUAAUAAUUAUGAUAAAAAUGGAAUUAAAAAUAUUUAUGAAUAUUUAAAAUUAAAUAAAUUAAAAUUGAUAAAAAAAUAA
Molecule: messenger RNA, 549 nt
Organism: Toxoplasma gondii ME49
Lineage: Eukaryota; Apicomplexa; Conoidasida; Eucoccidiorida; Sarcocystidae
Source: the annotation of a RefSeq genome assembly